Molecule: messenger RNA, 636 nt
Organism: Thyridium curvatum
Lineage: Eukaryota; Fungi; Ascomycota; Sordariomycetes; Thyridiales; Thyridiaceae
Exons: 1
Coding region: 1-636 (211 amino acids)
Source: RefSeq, a predicted model, not a curated record
AUGUUCUCCUCAAGCACAUAUAACGGCGGCAUCGACAUGGAAGCUCAAGGAGGCAUCAACGCGACUCCACCGCCCUACCAAGCGGACCCUGGACCCGGAGGGAACAAGGAUGAGGCAGCAUGUUUCUUGAGCAGUAAUCUGUGUCCAAGUUUGAUGAUGUGUUUAUCUCCUCAGCCCUGCCAAGACUGGGAGGGACAGGACUGGUUCGGUUCCAUCGAGUUUAAAUGCAGCGACAUACCUGCGCUGAUGAGAAAUGGCCUGCAUUUUGCAGAGGCCAAUGUUCAAAGAGAACAAGGCUUCAUCGUGUCGCCACCUAAAGGGGUCCCUUCUCAGACAGAACCCCUGACCUACUCGAGAAUUUGGUUCCUUCGGAGUACAGGACCAGGAACACCUAGUUGGACUGCACGGCUGGAGAUCGACGCGAGGACGCUGAAUACGCUGUCGUCGAUAAGAAUGGACGACCUCUCGGCAGCCAACGUCGCCAUGUGCAAGGCCUGGAACAGGAGAGGAGAGAUGGUCUAUGUGUUUGAAGCUAUGGACCCGGAUCGGCGGUGCAAUGCUAUCUAUGGCGAGCUGCCACUGGAGGGCUGGUGGCCGUGGCCAAAGCAAGACGACAAGACUCCGAGUGGUUACUGA